Molecule: messenger RNA, 1962 nt
Organism: Puccinia graminis f. sp. tritici CRL 75-36-700-3
Lineage: Eukaryota; Fungi; Basidiomycota; Pucciniomycetes; Pucciniales; Pucciniaceae
Exons: 11
Coding region: 1-1866 (621 amino acids)
Biological process (GO): proteolysis
Molecular function (GO): serine-type endopeptidase activity; tripeptidyl-peptidase activity
Source: RefSeq, a predicted model, not a curated record
AUGUCUCGAGAGUUCUCCAUAAUUUCAAUAGCAGGUGGGGCUAAGCUAUCUCUGGAGGACGCCUCGAAAGCAGCACUCCAUUCCAGCGUGCUGUUUGAGACGCAUCGAGCGCCGGCGCGUUUCCAAAAACUCGGUCAACCGCCGCUCAAUUCCCACAGUAUCACGCUUCAAAUUGGUCUGAAGAACACGCGAUUUGAAGAUUCGAUUAGUUCCCUUUUGGAAAGAAUGUCUGAUCCGAGUCAUCCUGAAUUUCGAACACAUCUGAAUGACGAGGAGUUUAACGAAUUGAUUCAACCAGAUGAUGAGUCAAUUGGGGCAGUUCAAGGCUGGCUCAAGAAUCACGGUUUCCAGAAUGAUCAAAUGAAAUGGACAGCUCAUAAGGAUUGGAUUAGCUUGGAAAGAGUUCCAUUGAAUAAGGUAGAGCAAAUGCUCAAUACGACUUAUCAUGUUUAUCGAGACAAGGGCGGUGAACACGUUAUUCGAACUGAGAAAUACAGCUUACCAAAGUACCUUCAUCGGCACGUUGACUUGAUCCAGCCUACAACAAUGUUCGGGAGUUUGCACAAGCAACGAUCAAGAGUCAGCAACAUAUCGCAAAUAUCGAACAUAAGUAACAAGAGGUUUCUGGAUAACCUUCCUGAUAUAUGCCCAGGUCCAAUACUCGUGACCAAUGGUUGCUUGCGCCAGCUCUACAAAACUGAAAGCUAUAAAGUGAAGGUGCCAGAGAGGAAUAUGAUUGCUACCACGGGCUACCUCGGAGAGAGUGCAAAUUUGGAAGAUGCUCAGUUGUUUUUGAAAACACAAAGAGCUGAUCAACCGGGUCGAUCGUUUGAUGUUAUACUCGUCAAUGGUGGAAGUAACCCACAGGAGUUGAACAAAAAACAGAUUGAGAAACAAUUAGGCGUAGAAGCCAAUCUUGAUACCCAAACUGCCCUGGGACUAACCCUUCCAACGCGAAAUAUUUUUUACUCGGUUGGAGGAAGCCCGCCUUUUAUCGCGGACUUGGGUACUCCUCAAAACAACAACGAACCUUUCCUCGAAUGGUUGCAGUAUUUGUUUGAGCAACCUUUCGACAAUAUACCUAAGGUUAUUAGUUCAUCUUAUGGAGACGAGGAGCAGUCUGUUCCCCUGAGCUAUGCACGUCGAGUUUGUAACGGUUUUGCCGCGCUUAGUGCUCGUGGAGUUUCCUUAAUCUUUUCAUCGGGUGACUUCGGAGUCGGCGAGAGCGGAACUUGUUAUACCAAUGACGAGCACCGAAAGAAGGUCUUCUUGCCAGUUUUUCCCGCAAGUUGCCCCUAUGUAACCACAGUGGGUGGAACCGAAAAUUUUUACCCUGAAGUAGCAGUAUCCAAAUCCGGGCUGGCUGGUUUCGCAAGUGGCGGCGGGUUUUCUAACUACUUUGAAAGCCCAGAAUGGCAGCGAAAUGCAGUGGACCGUUACCUUCGAUAUCUUGGACCUAACAAAUACAAAGGUUUUUAUAAUCGAACUGGAAGAGCUUAUCCUGAUGUAUCUGCUCAGGGGAGCAGGUACGCCAUAGCUUGGCGACAAACCUUCUUGAGUGUCGAUGGCACGUCAGCCUCCGCACCGACAUUUGCAUCAAUAAUUGCACUGCUUAAUGAUUAUAGCAUUUCUCUAGGUGGUCCCACCCUGGGUUAUCUCAAUCCAUGGCUCUAUGCUUCCGGUUACAGUGGUCUGAACGACAUCACUUUCGGAAGUUCAGGUGGAUGUAAUACUUCUGGGUUCAAAGCUACCGAAGGCUGGGAUCCUGUAACGGGCUUAGGAACCCCAGAUUUCAAGAAGUUGCAAGACCUCAUUAGACCUUGGAGUUUGGCCAUGGCGCAAAAAGCACAGACUUCCCGUACAUAGAACAAAGUUAUCUGAGUCAAUUCCACUGAAACCGAAGGCCGAAGAUUCGCGGAAGGCUCAAAGGAUAUCAUAGUUCCUUCACCAAUCAUGUUCGAG